AUCAACACCACAGCGUCGACUUACCGUCUUCUUGCGAGAUACCAUCUACACACCUCUCAAGCCCCCAGCAGCAGCAUAUCAUCAUGGGUGCCAACCAAUCCAGGCCUUCCGAUGCUGCCAUCAACGAAAAGCUCAUCGAGCGGCUACAAGCUCUCCACAUGAAAGAUGAACGCCCCAUGAAUGAGAAGGAUGGCUAUAUCGUUGUUGGAGGGGAAGCCCCGUCCAAAUAUACACCGGGCGCAAAACACCACCAAGAUGUAUCUGCCGCCUCUAUCGGCGAGUGGGAGAGAGAGCUCAUGGAAGACCCAAAGAACCGACUAGCCCUUGCAGCUCUCAGCUCCAACCCAGCCAACGCCGUACUAUCCUCGCGAUCAGCCACAAUCUCAGACACCCAGAACUUCAACAUCAAGAUCCCAGUCGAAGGCUCCCCCGUCACCAACCAAGCUUCUUCUGGUCGGUGCUGGCUCUUCGCUGCCACCAACGUGUUCCGUAUCGCGAUAAUGAAGAAACACAAGCUCUCUGAAUUCCAGCUGUCACAGGCAUAUCUGUUCUACUGGGAUAAGAUCGAGAAGGCCAACUACUUUCUCGAGAGCAUACUUGAUACCAAGACUGAAGAGAUAGAUAGCCGCAUCGUGCAAGCACUCAUGGCGAGCCCGGUUGGCGAUGGAGGACAGUGGGACAUGGUUGCCAACCUCGUGCAGAAAUAUGGCCUCGUGCCUCAGUCACUAUAUCCAGACUCGUACAAUGCCACCAACUCAUCAACUAUGGACCGUCUAAUCACCACCAAGCUCCGCGAAGAUGCCGUCCGCCUACGCUCCAUCGCAACGAGCGCCACGUCGCCUGAAGUCAUACAGGCUACCAUAGCUACUGAGAAGGAGAAAAUGCUGCGAGAGAUUCAUCUAAUCCUAACUCUGAUGCUCGGUCCUCCGCCGCCCUCCGACAAGGCCUUUACCUGGGAAUACUACGACAAGGACGGCAAUCUCUGCACCUUACGCACUCGCCCCACCGCCUUCGCCAAAGAACUUUCCGACAAUAAGACUGUUCGAGCUCUCUCGGGUACAGACGUACAUCAGCUCUUCUCCCUCGUCAACGACCCUCGGAACCCAUACAAUCGUCUCCUCAGCGUGAAGCGCCUCGGGAACGUGUGGAACGGCCGACCAGUGACCUACGUCAACGUUGAUAUGAAGAUCAUCAAGGAAGCGUGCAUCGCCACGCUCAAACGAGGUAUACCGGUCUUCUUUGGCUCAGAUGUUGGAAAAUACUCCGACUCGACCAAAGGUAUCAUGGACACAAAUCUCUUCGAGUAUGAACUCGGUUUCAAUAUCAAACUCGGGUUGUCCAAAGCGGAGCGCUUACAGACUGGCGAAAGUCAGAUGACGCAUGCCAUGGUCUUGACAGCGGUGCAUGUUGUUGAUGGGAAGCCAGUAAGGUGGAGAGUAGAGAACUCGUGGAGUGAUAGAGUGGGUGACAAGGGAUACUUUGUCAUGAGUGAUGCGUGGAUGGACCAGUUUGUGUACCAAGUCGUUGUUGACCCAAGUGUUGUCAAUGCGACUAUUCGGAAGGUCUUGGGGCAGAAGCCAAAGAUGCUGGAGUUGUGGGAUCCGAUGGGCGCUUUGGCUUGAACACGUGCCUGUUUCAUGGUGGCGUCUUUUUGGUAGCGUGCGUCCUUCUGCAGUGAUAUGUCUUUUUGAGCAAGUAUAAUGCAAGUAAUGCGAUGAACAUGUCAUGAGUAUAUACAGAACUUCUGACAUCUGAAAUGGCCCGAAAGAAUGUUUUAGGAGUGUAUGCGUGAUGGGUGCCCAUGAUGAGCCAAUGGCUGAGGUCUGGCUUCGCUUGAAAGUACGACAAGUAAUACCGCCCUAACGCUAUCAAUGUUGCUUUUUAUUUACUUAUGAGAAGAUGCUCGUUGUUGUUGUUGUUGUUGUUGUUGUUGAUUUCGUGUCUCGUUAAUCGGAUGGCUCAAUAUCGGAGCCACUGAAAGUCAUCAUGUGCUAGAACUAGGUUAUGCCCUUCACCCCAC
This is a messenger RNA of Cucurbitaria berberidis CBS 394.84, 2020 nucleotides long. Its product is annotated as peptidase C1B, bleomycin hydrolase. The record is from RefSeq and is a predicted model, not a curated record. The transcript is spliced from 3 exons. Gene Ontology annotation, biological process: L-homocysteine catabolic process; proteolysis; response to toxic substance. The coding region runs from base 84 to 1622 and encodes 512 amino acids. Lineage: Eukaryota; Fungi; Ascomycota; Dothideomycetes; Pleosporales; Cucurbitariaceae. Gene Ontology annotation, cellular component: cytoplasm. Gene Ontology annotation, molecular function: cysteine-type aminopeptidase activity.